AUGAAGAUGCCUGAAUCCUUCUCUACGAUCCGUAAUCGUCGCGGCGACGAACUCGCCAAACUAGCUGACGAACACAUCCAGAACGACCUCUCAGCCGACGACCGCGAUGCGCUUAAGUCCGCGGCCUCCAGGGUUUCUAUGUGGACGACCAUUGGAUCAGCAGUGGGUGUUGGUCUGGGACUCUAUACCGCUUUUCGUCUGAGGAGCACACGACAUGCGUUCUUCCAGGCCUUUCGGGCAAGGGAAAAACCCACACAGGUUGUCUUUGCGGAUGGACGGACGGAAUCGAUUCCAGAUAUCACGCCGCUGUUGAAACCUACAACAUUUGGAGACUUUGCGACGUACUUCUUUGCUUCCGCGGGUGGUCUGUUCUUGGGAGGAGAGCUUAGUUUUCUUGCCGGUGCUACAAGUGCGAGCAACAGUAUUGCAUCCGACCCUAGUAGGAAGGAGAGGAUUGAAAAGGCGUUCCGGAGAUUCCGGGCUGAAGUGCUCCGUAGAGAGGCGAAUGCCCUCGAUUCUGGAGAGGAUGUUUGGGAUAAGAUGUUUUAA
Molecule: messenger RNA, 549 nt
Organism: Aspergillus tanneri
Lineage: Eukaryota; Fungi; Ascomycota; Eurotiomycetes; Eurotiales; Aspergillaceae
Exons: 3
Coding region: 1-549 (182 amino acids)
Source: RefSeq, a predicted model, not a curated record